This is a messenger RNA of Psylliodes chrysocephalus, 1774 nucleotides long. The record is from the annotation of a GenBank genome assembly. Lineage: Eukaryota; Metazoa; Arthropoda; Insecta; Coleoptera; Chrysomelidae.
AUGUGGUGUAACUGGUGUAAUUUACACUGGUGGAAACUGCACCAACAACGAACGAAAGAACCUGAUGUGGAUUCUCAAACGCGGCAUAAGUCCGACAUAUACUGGGGUCCGACUCUAUGGUCCGACUCCGCUGAGUUCUGUUCAUAAAUACGGAAAUAAAUGUUCUGUUCUGUCAAAGAGUUCUGUGGUCAAAGGUGGAAGUUGUCAAGCCAACAAGAACAAGUUACAAAUUAUUUUAAACCGUGCCUUCCAAACAAAUUGCAACUUUAAGGAUAAAGAUUUUUGUAAAAUCAUGGAGCCUUUACAUCCUCACUUAUAUAACAGUAAUUCUUCGAUUGAGAUUAACAGCAAUCCUUUUGUAAUAGGCAGAGGAUUGAACUGUGAUUAUAUUUUACCGAACAAAGUUAUAUCCAGAGAACACUGCAAAUUUGAGAAAAGUGGAAAUCAUUGGUUUCUUCGAGACACUAGCACAAAUGGUACAUAUGUAAAUAAUGACCUUAUUCAUGCAACUAUUAGUGCACCUUUAAAAGAUUCAGAUUCCAUUCAGCUAUCUACAGAUUCCAUUUUCAAAUACACUUUUCAAACAAACCCUGUAGAACCUAGAGAAGAAAUAACAGAUGAACAGCUGUGUAUGAUAGCAGAUACAGUCUUGGCAGAUAUUGAACUAGCCAAUUUGAAUGUACCUGAGGCUAGUUCUGUUCCUGUUAGAAUAAGUAAUGAAUUAAUACCAAUGACAACAACAGGUUCUACUACAAAUGAAACUGUUGUAUCCAUUACUACAACUGCAACUGGUACAAUACCAGCAAAAAGAAUGAGACUUACGAGGUCUACUGCUUCAAAUAAUGUCAUUGACUUGACAGAAGAUAGUUUUUCAAUGCCUUCAACUAGUACCCAUGCUCCUGUGAUAGACUUAAGUGAUAGUUUUCAAAUUAUCCCAACUUCAGAUCUGAAGAUGGUAAUUCAAAAAAUACCUGCUCCCAAAAAAUCGCCAAAAACUGAAAACUUAAAUCUUAAUUGUGCACCUUCGACUAGCUCCAAUACAGAUGAGAAAACAAAUCCAACAAAGAAUGAAAUGGAUACUGAUUCACAAGUCGAUGAAGAACUACUGUGUGCUAUUUGUUCCGAAAUGUUUGUUAAAGCCACAACGUUAAACUGUUCUCACACUUUCUGUAAAUUCUGCAUUGAGAAGUGGAAAGCCAAGCAAUCAGUGUGUCCUAUUUGUCGAGCUAAAAUAACCUCACUGAACCCUACAUUGGUUUUAGAUAAUGUGAUAGAAAAAGUAGUGAAGAGUUUUUCAAAAGAUGAUAAAGAGCAUAGGAAAAAAAUAAUCGAAGAAAGGAAAAAUGAAGAAUCUGGAAAUAACCCUCCCACAAAUACGGUUCCUUCUCAUGAGCCACAUUCUCCUGUAUUCAUUGACUCCGAUGAUGAAGAUGAUGAUGAUAAUAGUAGUAUGACUGAUGAUAAUGAAGAAGACUACUGGAAUGAUGAUUGGGAGGACCAAUUGGAUAUUGACGAUUAUGACGAUUAUUUAUCCUUUGGUUAUUGGCAUUAAUUAUGUUUGCAGCUAAUAAUGAUAAAAGUAUAAUGGAAGCCGACGUCCCUAUUACGGCGGAUAUGGACGCUGUUAUUCAUGCUACAGGACAGGUCAUUGGGCAAACAGCUGUCCCUACAGAUAAAAAUCACUUCACUUCAGAUGCUGUAAUAUUAGAAAUAAUUCUGUUUGUUUAUAAGAAAAAUUUUUAUAUAUUUAUAAAUUACAUUUCUACGUUGGCGA